Molecule: messenger RNA, 2012 nt
Organism: Cyprinus carpio (common carp)
Lineage: Eukaryota; Metazoa; Chordata; Actinopteri; Cypriniformes; Cyprinidae
Product: deoxyribodipyrimidine photo-lyase-like
Biological process (GO): photoreactive repair
Molecular function (GO): deoxyribodipyrimidine photo-lyase activity
Source: RefSeq, a predicted model, not a curated record
AGCGUAAGCCCCGCCUCCAGCAGUCAUUGGUCAACGAGCCGUGUUACAAAACACCAACCACACGUGAGAAAAGUGUGCAUCCAGCGACGCAAUUCUCUUUUAUUUCAGGUGUGCAGGCAGGGAAUGCAUGCUUCAUAUUAGGCUGUUUUCUACGGGCUUGUACAUCAGAUACACGCUACUCAGCGACCCAAACACACUUCUACAUUACAGCAGUAUGUCUGCAAGCAAGCGCACGCUGAAGCGCCGGAGAGAGUCACCGGACAGCGCCGCCGGGACACAGCCGAAGCUCGCCGGAGGAAGCGCGAGAGAGUCCGGCUGGCUGCUGGAGGACGUGACCGAGCACCGCAAAGCAGCGCAGGGAUGCGAGUUCAACAAAAAGCGCCUGCGUUAUUUAUCAGACACCCAGAAAAUCACACAGGGCUCUGAUGGGCUCCUCUACUGGAUGUGCCGCGACCACAGAGUCCAAGAUAACUGGGCACUGAUCUAUGCUCAGCAGCUGGCCUUGGCUGAGAAACUUCCUCUGCACAUCUGCUUCUGCUUGGCGCCUCGAUAUUUGGAUGCGACCUACAGACAGUACGCCUUUAUGCUAAAAGGACUGCGAGAAGUGGCAAAGGAAUGCAAAAGCUUGGAUAUUCAGUUCCAUCUGCUGUCGGGAGAACCUGGACAGAAUCUGCCAAGCUUUGUUAAAAAGUGGAAGUUUGGAGCAGUUGUCACUGACUUUAACCCUCUCAGAAUCCCUCGCCAGUGGAUUGAGACUGUUAAGAAACACCUUCCGGCUGACGUGCCCUUCAUUCAGGUCGAUGCACACAACGUGGUGCCUUGCUGGGAAGCGUCUGAGAAGCUGGAAUAUGGAGCCAGGACUAUCCGGGGCAAAAUCACUAAACUUCUUCCAGAAUUCCUCACAGAGAUUCCUCCUGUGGACACUCAUCCACACUCCGCUUCUCGUGCAGCAGAGCCAGUAGAUUGGGAGGAGGUGCUGUCGUCUCUUGAGGUGGAGCGCAGUGUUGGAGAGGUGGACUGGGCUCAGCCUGGCACCUCUGGAGGCAUGGCCAUGCUGGAGUCCUUCAUUGACCGACGACUGCGUCUCUUUGCCACUCACAGGAACAAUCCCAACUGUGACGCCCUCAGCCAUCUCUCCCCCUGGAUCCACACCGGUCAGUUGUCUGCUCAGCGUGUCGUGAAGCAGGUCAAACGAAAAAAGAACGCCAGCGAGACCGUGGCAUCUUUUGUUGAGGAACUGGUGGUGCGCCGGGAGCUCGCUGACAACUUCUGCUUCUACAACCCGAACUAUGACAACAUUUCAGGUGCAUAUGAUUGGGCGAAGAAGACUUUGCAGGAUCACGCUAAGGAUCGCAGACAGUACCUUUACACGAAAGAGCAGCUGGAGAACGCCAAAACCCAUGACCAGUUGUGGAACGCUGCACAGCGUCAGCUGGUGUCAGAAGGGAAGAUGCAUGGGUUCCUGCGCAUGUACUGGGCAAAGAAGAUCCUGGAAUGGACUGCGUCCCCUGAAGAAGCCCUCUCUAUUGCUAUUUAUCUGAAUGACCGUUUGUCUUUAGACGGCUGCGAUCCCAACGGAUACGUGGGCUGCAUGUGGUCCAUCUGUGGCAUCCAUGACCAGGGCUGGGCAGAGAGGCCCAUCUUUGGCAAAAUUUGCUUUAUGAAUUAUGCUGGCUGACGGAAGUUUGAUGUGGCACAGUUUGAGAGGAAGUACGCUGCUAUAAAGGAGAACUCCAAUAAAGAUACCAAGAAAUCUUCUUUCAACAACUGACACACAAAAUUUCAGUUCUCAGUGUUUGUACUGGUUUUAGGGGCCUUUUUCUGGCAGACAUUUUUCUGUAGUGAGUGGAAGUUUAUUAAUAACUUUGGUCUGAUGUUACAAAGUACUCCGUGUGCGUUGCAGACUUCAAAAAUGCAAUGUAUAGACAUUUUACAGGUUUCUGCGUUUUUUUUUUUUUUUUAUGUACUGUGGUGGAAGAAUUAAUUACCAUAAAUAAAACAUUUUUUAAGAC